GCUCGGCUCAACUCGAGUUGAAAGGCAGCAAUAAAACUGCAUGGGGUGGAUGUGAGCGCGGAGCCAGGGCUGCUUCCCAUGGCUGUGCCCGGCCAAAGGACGCGGUGUGUCAUGACCCAGCUCGGAGGAGGCCCCGGGGGGGGGGACGUGGGGGUGCUCUCCUCCCUUACCUCCUCCGUCCCCCUCUUCCCACACCAGGGGGCUGCAUCCAGGGCCCGUCCCCACCUCUCCCCCUGCCCCAGACCCGCUUCGUCCCGGGCAGCAAAGCGUCAGCGUUUCGGUGCCGUCCCCAAACAGCUGCGCCCAGCUGUGCUCUUCGCCUGGGGUCGCAUCCAGCUGCCACCCAGUAACGGGACGCAGGGGUGGGACGGAGCCCAAGCCUUGCUGGAGAGAUGCCCCGUGCCUCCUGGCCCUUGCAAAAGCCCAGGACCCGCACCCCCCGAGCCCCCCAGCCGGAUGCAGCGGCACAGAAAAGUGCCGUUCAUUGUAAGCCGGCCUUUUUACAGCCGCCCCGCGAGCGGGCUGCGGGGCCGUGCCAAGAAAAGGCUGCUGCCUGGCUCAGAAUAGCUCUUUUCAUGGAGGACAUCCUGGGAAGGAACAAUGUCCCCGCUCGCGGCAUUGUGGGAACCGGGCAUUUCGGGGACUCGGGAAGCGAGGAGCUGCGGGGCCGGCCGGGGCGUUACCCAACCCCUCCGGAAAAUCGCCCCUAGGCGCGGCCGCCUCGCUGGAGCCACGGCAAUGAAUGGGCACGCUCUGCCGGCCGGCACGCCAGCGCAUCCCCGGGGCUGGCAUGAGUUCUGCGAGCUGCACGCCAUCAGCACCGCCAAGGAGCUGGCGCGCCACUACCUGCGCUUCGCCACCGAGCACCCGCACCAUGACCUGCUGGCCGCCGAGAACUUCUCGGUGCACUUCACCGACCUCUUCCAGCAGUAUUUCUGCAACGAGGUGAAGGAGGGCUUCGCCAUGAGCCAGCUCCGCAUCCUGCCCGCCGGCCCGGCGCGGGAUUACCGGGAGACGCAGCGGCGGCACACGGACGCCUCCCUGGGCACGGUGGCUACCAAAACCGAAGCGGAGCUGGCCGCUCGCCCCGAGCAGCCCGUCCGAGCUCCCGAGGCGGCCCCCACGGGGCUGCGCAAGUCGUGGAGCUCGGAGGAGCUGGCGGGGCCGGCGCGGAGACCCUUCUCCCUCAGCCAGCUGCGCCGGAGCUGGCGCAGCCUCUUCCGACGCCGCUCCUCGGAUGCCCUCCCGGCGGAGGCUGAUGGGGACGCAGCAGAGGCUGCUCUGAAGCCGGGACUGAGCAAGCGCAUCCUGCCCUGGGGGCUGUCGCGGGAGCAGCCCCCCGAGGUGCGCAAGGAGGGGUUGCUGAAGUACGGGCUGCUGGACGAGAGCUCGCUGGACAGCGGGACGCGCUGGCAGCGCUGCCGCCUGGUGCUGCGCAGAGCGGGGACGCCCGACAGCGAGGAGUACGUCCUGGAGCUCUUCGACCCACCCAAGGGCUCCAAGCCGAAGCUGCACACCGCCUGCUCCGCCGUCCAGGAGGUGCGGAGGUGCACGCGCCUCGAGAUGCCCGACAACCUCCACACCUUCGUCCUCAAGGUGACCAACGCCACCGAUGUGCUGUUCGAGGCGGGGGACGAGCAGCAGCUCAGCUCCUGGACGGCCGAGAUCCGGGAAUGUGCGCACAGGGGGUCGGACACGGGCGACCCCGAGCUCCUGGCGGGCCGGCACCCUGACCCCGCAGCCACCAGCCCCACCACCAGCACCGACUCCCCCAACCAAGGGGCGACGCCGGGGGGGUCGUCGGAGGCGGCGGGGCCGAAGAUGGAGCAGUUCCUGUCCUCCUGCCCCUGGUUCCACGGGCCCAUCUCCCGCAUGAAAGCGGCUCAGCUGGUGCAGCUGGGGGGGCUGGAGGGCCACGGCGUCUUCCUGGUGCGGCAGAGCGAGACGCGGCGCGGCGACAAGGGAGCCGGUGGCAGGGUAACGGCUCCGUGCUCCUCCCCGCAGCACCUGCGGCUGUCGCUGACGGAGCGGGGCCAGUGCCGCGUCCAGCACCUGCGCUUCUCCUCCAUCGUGGAGAUGCUGCACCACUUCCACCGCUUCCCCAUCCCGCUGGAGUGCGGGGCCACCUGCGACGUUCGGCUCUCCAGCUACGUCGUCGUCCUGCCCCAGCCACCAGCUCCCAGCUCCGGCACCGCCGUCCCCGUCCCGCUGCCCGUCCCCGGCUGGAGCCCCGAAUUCAGCCUGACCCCCGCCACCACCUCCACCACCACCACCUCCUCCUCCUCCUCCUCCUGCCCCCGCGGCCCCUCCGAGCCCCCUCCGGAGCAGAUUUUCCACCUGGUGCCACCGCCGGCGGAGCUGGCGCAGAGCCUGCGGCACAGUGGGGUGACCGCCACCCCCGGCGCCCGGCCCCGCGAGUCGGACUACGAGGUGGAAGCCCCGGGCCGGGGCCACGUCCGUGCCAUCGACAACCAGUACACGCCGCUCUGACGGGCCCCCGGGGGGGGACGCACUUUUUUUUGGGUGGAGAAGAAGACCUGGAGCCCCCUCUGGGAGUCCCAGCGAGAAUGUAACUAUUUUCUUCCUUCUGGUUAGGGAUUGUUAUUUUUUUUUUUUUUUUUUAAUUUCGCAAGGAAGGGAGUCGUUUUUCACUCCAGUACGGGUGUGCUCCCUCUCUUCGGCCUGUUAAAGGGCCUUUUUUUUUUUUUUUUUUUUUUUUUUUUGGGUAUUAUUAGAGCUUUCUCGUUACUGUUUACACACACCUCUCCUGCCUGCAUUCCCAGCUGCGUGGCCGGCACGGGGGGCACUGCACAGCCGGGCUCCGUCCCCUCCUCCCCUCGGCACCGCGGCGCCCGGAGAAGGAACCGGGGGGUCUCGCGUCGCACCCGCAUCGUUGGAGCAAACAAAAAAGGAAAAAAAAAGGAAAA
This is a messenger RNA of Anas platyrhynchos (mallard), 2927 nucleotides long. The record is from RefSeq and is a predicted model, not a curated record. Lineage: Eukaryota; Metazoa; Chordata; Aves; Anseriformes; Anatidae.